Molecule: messenger RNA, 1477 nt
Organism: Phoenix dactylifera (date palm)
Lineage: Eukaryota; Viridiplantae; Streptophyta; Magnoliopsida; Arecales; Arecaceae
Source: RefSeq, a predicted model, not a curated record
ACCCUUUACCUUCUUUUCUCCAGUUCUCUUCUCCUCCUUCUCAUGACUCUCCUCUCUCCCAACAACUCCUCUCCCACUCCUCUCUCCUCAGAAGGGUGGUGAGAGGGAAGAGAAGAGGAAGCCAUGGAUGGCCAAAGGAGCUCAGGGGCCAAUCUAGCUCGGACUCCUUCCUCCCUCCUCCCCUCCCCUAACCUCCGCUCCAGCCCCAAGAGCCUCUCCACCUUGGCUGAAGAGGACCCCGACGAGGAGAAGCCACCCCGGUCCUGCCCCUCCCCUUCCUUCACACCCCUCCUCCUAUCCCUCCCCUUCUUCCUCCUUCUCUUCCUCUACUUCAAAAAUGAGUCUUUUUUCUCCGAGAACCUCCUUGCCUCCGCCACCAUCUCCAUCGCCUCCACGAUCGCCCUCCGAUGGAAAGUUCUCAGCUUUGGCCGCACCGCCCGGCGGAGUGGGUCGGUCCAGUGGUUUAUCAGCGAUGAAGAUAGGAUUUUGAGGAAGGGGAAGGGAAGGAUAGUGAGGGAAGGAGUGGAGUUUUAUAGCAAUGGGGAUGUAUAUGAGGGGGAGUUCCACAGGGGGUGUAAUGGGAGCGGCGUGUAUAGUUUCUGUGUGAAUGGAAGGUAUGAGGGUGAUUGGGUUGAUGGGAAGUAUGAUGGGUAUGGGGUGGAGAGCUGGGCAAGGGGGAGCCGAUACAGGGGACAAUACCGGCUGGGUCUGCGUCAUGGAUUCGGGGUGUAUCAGUUCUAUAAUGGAGAUAGCUAUGCCGGGGAGUGGCUCGGCGGGCAGAGCCAUGGGAGUGGAGUGCAGACUUGCUCUGAUGGGAGCUGCUAUGUAGGGGAAUUCAUGUGUGGAGUUAAGCAUGGGCUCGGCUACUACCAUUUCAGGAAUGGUGAUGAAUACAGUGGUGAGUACUUCGGAGACAAAAUCCAUGGUUUUGGAGUCUAUCACUUUGCUAAUGGCCACUGCUAUGUGGGCUCAUGGCAUGAAGGCCGGAGACAAGGUUUCGGAACAUACACAUUCCGAAAUGGUGAAAUGAGAUCGGGGGAGUGGGAUUGUGGUGUUUUAAAGAUCCCCCUCCUCCCAUCAGAUCCUGCUGCCCAACGAGCUGUUCAGGCUGCAAGAAAGGCUGCAGAGAAUGCUGUUCUCCUUGCCCGGGUAGAUGAGCAGGUAAAUAAGGCUGUCGCUGCUGCAAAUAGAGCUGCCAUUGCUGCUAGAGUUGCUGCAGUCAAAGCCAUCCAGAACCAGAUGGAUGCAAAGUUUUAUUACACAAAUAUGUAAGGUUAUGCCUCAUUUAAUUUGUAAACUUGUGGAGAGCUAGCAAUCAGGCAGGCAGAUUCCUACCUGAUCUGAGUUAAAGAAUGAAGAGUGAGAUAAGAAACUGACAACAGAUGCUUGGGAUCUGGUCUACAGACCCACAAUCCCUCCCAUGUCUGUAAUAUGUACAUAAGCCCACAUAUAUGUGAUCUGAAUUGAGUUUCUCAGA